UUUGCAAUCUUCUCGAAUUCUCUCAGGUCUUACUCGUUAAUACCGUCGAGAUGCGUUUCAUAACUGGUUUUCCAGCCUUGUUAUUUUCCGUGUUGGGUUCGAUCAGCAUAGUUACUGCUACUACACAAUAUCACGAUGAAAGUUUCAUUCCAGACGCGGUGUUGCGUGUCACGCAGCAGAAUAUCACACAGUCAUGCCUGGCUUCCAAAACAAAUGUUCUCAUCAAUGGGACUUCGCCUGGUCCAGAACUCAGGCUUCUGGAGGGACAAACAUACUGGAUCCGAGUCUAUAAUGACAUGACUGCCAACAACCUCACCAUGCACUGGCAUGGCCUCUCUAUGGCAGUCUCCCCGUUUAGCGACGGCACCCCCGUUGCCUCCCAAUGGCCCAUCCCACCCGCUUGCUUCUUCGACUACGAGAUCCACGUCCCAAUCGGCAUGGCAGGGACCUAUUUCUACCACAGCCACGUUGGGUUUCAAGCCGCCUCUGCAGCAGGCCCUUUGAUUGUCGACGACUUGCACGUUCCGUAUCAUUACGAUGAUGAGAAGAUCAUUUUCAUCCAGGAUACAUUCACCAAGGACUUCCAGACUAUCGAGAAAGGAUUGGUUAAUACUCCGUUGGUGUGGAGUGGUGAGGCUGCGGCAAUUUUGGUUAAUGGGAAGGGAGGCGGGAGUGCCAAUGGGACGGCGUGUAAUGCGAGUCUUUCGGUCAUUGAUGUUGAACCUGGGAAGACAUAUCGAUUACGGUUUAUCGGAGCAACAGCACUUACGUUUGCGUCACUUGCUAUCGAGGGACAUGGCUCCUUGGAAGUGAUUGAAGCUGAUGGCUCAUACACACAAAAAGCCGACACUUCCUUCCUUCAAGUCGCCGCCGGACAACGCUACAGCGUCCUCCUCCACACGCUCCCAAACCCCACCCAAUCAACCUACUACAUCCAACUCGAGUCCCGCGACCGCCCGACCGUAACUCGCUCUUUCGCGAUCCUAAACUACGGCCCGAAGUACAAAAACUCAACACCCUUCUACCCGCCCCCAAAGCCCGUUGUCUCACUCCCGAAGAGCACCGUCGGCUUCCUAGACUACAAACUAUACCCCCUCCAGCCCAGCGGCGACUUCCCCUCCGCAAAAGAAGUCUCCCGCACCGUAACAAUAACCGUCCACCAAGCAGUCCGCGGCAUGACAAUCUGGCUCGAGAACCACUACCCCUGGGUAGACACCUUCCCAACAGAACCCUACCUCGUCUCCCUCUACAAGAACGAUGGCGUCGAGUUCCCAUCCAUGGAGCGAGCGGCCCAGAACGGCGGUUUAGAUCCAAUUACCAGAGCCUUCCCCGCCGAGAUUGGGGAAGUGGUGGAUAUCGUGCUGCUUAAUACGGGCGCUGAUUCUGGGGGACUGGAUGCCCAUCCUUGGCAUGCGCAUGGGAGGCAUUAUUGGGAUUUGGGAAGUGGGAAUGGGACGUACGAUGCGGCUACUAAUGAGGCAAAAUGGGCAGGGAAAGAGCCGGCGACGAGAGAUACGACGAUGUUGUAUCGGUAUGGGUUGACGACGGGUAAUGGCACGGUGCAGGGGUGGAGGGCCUGGAGAUUGAGGGUUACGGAGCCGGGGGUUUGGAUGAUUCAUUGCCAUAUUUUGCAGCAUAUGAUUAUGGGCAUGCAAACCGUCUGGGUAAUGGGUAAUGAGACUGAGGUGUUAGGGAAAGUACCAAGGCCCGAGGUCGAGGGGUAUUUGACGUAUGGAGGGGACGUGUAUGGGAAUGAGAGUCAUUGGCCGACGGCGGUGCAUUAUUUUGAUACUUGGGCCGAGAAUCAAUGAGUACUUUAGGUGAAGAGAGCGGAAUUUCCUGACUAGUAGAGAACUAAAGAAGGGAUUGGGGUAGGAGGGAUUUUGGACCAUUGUUAAUAAUUUAUUCAAUAAUAAGUCUGCUAUUCUGCGAGCUUGCGUUUGAUAAUUGCGAAGGCUGCGCGGCAUAGAACGCAAGUGCUC
Molecule: messenger RNA, 1982 nt
Organism: Hyaloscypha bicolor E
Lineage: Eukaryota; Fungi; Ascomycota; Leotiomycetes; Helotiales; Hyaloscyphaceae
Product: multicopper oxidase
Exons: 4
Coding region: 51-1811 (586 amino acids)
Molecular function (GO): oxidoreductase activity; copper ion binding
Source: RefSeq, a predicted model, not a curated record